AACCGGGUACCGCACCGCGGAAGGUUCAAGCCCGGCCAUUGAGCUCGAGCACGAUGGUGAUACAAUGGGUCGAGCCAGAGACACCGAACGGGCAAGUGACGGGUUACAAGAUAUACUACACGACGGAUCCGAAUCAACCGAUGGCCUCCUGGAAGUAUCAGAUGGUUGACAACAAUCAACUGACCACCAUCUCGGAUCUGGACACCCACACGAUAUACACGAUUCGGGUGCAGGCGUUGACGAGCGUCGGCCCCGGCCAUUGAGCACACCCGUCCAGAUUAAGACGCAACAAGGGGUACCGAGCCAACCGGAGAUGUUGACCGCGAUAGAUAUCGGGGAGACCACGGUAACCCUCCAGUGGAAUAAACCUAUUCAUAGCGCGGAAAAUAUUCUCAGCUAUGAAUUGUAUUGGAACGAUACUUACGCUCAGGAGAAGCAUCAUCGCAGGAUACCGGUGACCGAGAACUACACGUUGACCGGCCUCUAU
Messenger RNA from Apis florea (little honeybee), 487 nucleotides. It is a transcript of the gene Lar, whose product is annotated as tyrosine-protein phosphatase Lar. Gene Ontology annotation, biological process: protein dephosphorylation. NCBI's taxonomy places the organism in Eukaryota, Metazoa, Arthropoda, Insecta, Hymenoptera, Apidae. Gene Ontology annotation, molecular function: protein binding; protein tyrosine phosphatase activity. The record is from RefSeq and is a predicted model, not a curated record.